AUGGCUUUGGCAUCUGGGACUAAAGAAGUGAUCGUACUGAAGCAGACACAGGAAAAAGAUUUUACUUAUGUGAUGAAAUCUCUGUUCGCGGGUGGUGUUGCUGGUAUGUGUUCAAAAACAGCUGUUGCUCCUUUGGAUCGAAUUAAAAUACUGUUACAGGCCCAUAAUAAACAUUAUGCAAAUUUUGGAGUAUUUAGUGGUCUUGCUGAAAUUGUUAAACGUGAGAGUUUUAUUGCAUUAUAUAAAGGCAAUGGGGCCCAAAUGGUGAGAGUUUUCCCAUAUGCUGCUAUUCAAUUUACUUCAUUUGAAUUUUACAAAACACUACUAGGAUCUAUUCUUGGAAAUGGUUCACAUAUUGGAAAGUUUGUGGCUGGUUCAUCAGCUGGAGUUACAGCAGUUACCAUCACAUAUCCUUUAGAUACAAUUAGAGCACGGUUAGCAUUUCAAGUGACUGGUGAACAUGUUUACAAUGGGAUCGUACAUACUGCUAAAUCCAUUAUCCAAAAUGAAGGAGGAGUAAAAGCUUUAUAUCGAGGUUUUGUUCCUACAUUAUGUGGUAUGGUCCCAUAUGCAGGUUUAACAUUCUUCUGUUUUGAAUCUAUUAAAAAAUUUUGUUUGAAAACACUACCAAAAUGGUUUAGUAAACCAUCAGACAAAGAUUCUGGUGGUGCUGUGCUUACUAUACCAGCAAAAUUACUAUGUGGUGGUUUAUCUGGUGCACUUGCACAAUGCGUUUCAUAUCCAUUGGAUGUAACAAGAAGAAGAAUGCAAUUAUCAAGCAUGGAUAACAAUACAAAAUAUAGACAUGGUAUGAUCAAGACCUUAAUAACAGUCUAUCGUACUGACGGUAUUACAAACGGAUUAUAUCGAGGCAUGAGUAUUAAUUUUAUUAGAGCAGUACCUAUGGUUGCUGUAUCAUUUUCUACUUAUGAAUUAAUGAAACAGACUCUGCAUUUAGAUACUGGAGUUGAUUCCUGAAUACAUUUUUAGCAACCAGUGAAUUUGUCUAGGUCUAAAUAUUUUAUUAGAUUA
Molecule: messenger RNA, 1032 nt
Organism: Melanaphis sacchari
Lineage: Eukaryota; Metazoa; Arthropoda; Insecta; Hemiptera; Aphididae
Product: graves disease carrier protein-like
Exons: 7
Coding region: 1-978 (325 amino acids)
Biological process (GO): transmembrane transport
Cellular component (GO): mitochondrial inner membrane
Source: RefSeq, a predicted model, not a curated record